Molecule: messenger RNA, 7411 nt
Organism: Anas platyrhynchos (mallard)
Lineage: Eukaryota; Metazoa; Chordata; Aves; Anseriformes; Anatidae
Gene: KCNV2
Product: potassium voltage-gated channel modifier subfamily V member 2
Biological process (GO): protein homooligomerization; action potential; potassium ion transmembrane transport
Cellular component (GO): voltage-gated potassium channel complex; membrane
Molecular function (GO): voltage-gated potassium channel activity
Source: RefSeq, a predicted model, not a curated record
UCUGCCCUCUCUUUCUUUUUCCAGUGGUGCAGGCAGCACCAGUGGGUGGAGUUGGGGGAUUGCAUGGGCACAUGCUUCCUUCAGUGUGUUAGCAGGAAGAGAUGUGGGCAACUUGGUGGUGCUGACUACUCUAACCCACUCUUUCACCCUUCCCAUUCAUUUUGUGCUUUCUAAGCACCCUCUAGGAAACUGCAGCAACAGGGUUGCCAGCAUCAUUUUGUGUCGUGUGCAAGAACUCCAGCUGGGACAGAACUCAGUCACAUCAAUCCAAAACAGCUUCUGAGAGCACCUGCUGCGCAGAUUUAUGGAUCCAUAAUCAUUCACGUCACAGCCUGAGGGACAUGAGGCUGGAACAGGAUAAUAGCCCUUAAAUCCCCUUCUCUAAGCACUCAGAUCUUCCCUGUCAGCAAGAUUAAAACAGUCAACAGCAGUCUUCAUGUGUCUAUAUCCCACAGUGAGCUUUCACAGCAACUGGAGUGGUGACUGGCAGGAGGAAAAAUGCAGAACUGCCGCUGUGCUUGAUAUCACCGAGGUGAAGAGACAAGAGAGCAGGACUGUCAGUCUUAGUACCAGAAAGGAUUGGUGCUAAUUUGUCAAGCAGGUGAAUGAUAAGAAGGGAGAAGAGCAAGGGAAAAUAGUAUGUUGCAGUUUAACAUGAGGAGGCAGUUUCCUUUCCUGAAAGCUAAAGGAAGAGAGAGGGAAGCAUCAAAUGUCCUUCCACAGCUUGCCAGGAGGAAGGACAAUGAAGGCAUGUGUUUAGACAAGCAGAGUGGCUUUUCUGCCACUGCUCCACUGAGCUCCCAGCCCCUGCUGCUCCUUGGACCAGAGGGGAAUUACAACUAUUACGUGGAUGAUGAAGAUGAGGAAGAAGAAGAGAAAGAACAAGGAAAAUGGCCAACCGGAGACCCAUUUGAGGGAGAAAACAAGCCCUCAUCAUCCAUUCCUUGCUCCCCUGCCUUUUCCUCUGGAGCCCCAGCCACGGCAUCCACUUCAUCCGUGCUGAACAUUAACGUCGGUGGCCAAAGCUACCGCCUCACCUACCAGGCAGUGGCCAUCUACCCCAAGACACGCCUGGGUCGCCUGGCCACCUCCACUGACCGCCGCUGCCAGCUGGGCCUGUGCGAUGACUAUGCUGCCCAGGGAGACGAGUAUUUCUUUGACCGUGAUCCAGCCGUCUUCCAGCUGGUGUACAAUUUCUAUGCUUCAGGGGUGCUGCGUGUGAGGGACGAGCUUUGCCCACGCAGCUUCCUGGAGGAGUUGAGCUACUGGGGCGUGCGGCUCAAAUACACACCCCGCUGCUGCCGCAUCUGCUUUGAGGAGCGCCGCGAUGAGCUGAGCGAGCAGCUGAAGGUCCAGCGUGAGCUGCGCUCCCAGGCAGAGGCUCAGGAGAAUGAGCAGCUUUUCCACCACAUGCGCUACUAUGGGCCCCAGCGCUGGCGCCUCUGGAACCUCAUGGAGAAGCCCUUCUCCUCUGUCACCGCCAAAGUGAUGGCGGUGGCCUCCAGCUUCUUUGUGCUCAUCUCCGUGGUGGCCCUGGCACUCAACACCGUGGAAGAGAUGCAGCAGGUAGACCGGAAGAGUGGGGAGAGUCGUCCUGUCCUGGAGCACAUCGAGACCCUGUGCAUCGCUUUCUUCACCCUGGAGUACCUGCUGCGCUUAGUCUCUACCCCAGACCUGCGCCGCUUUGCCAGCAGCGCGCUCAAUGCUGUGGACCUCAUUGCCAUCCUGCCCCUCUACCUGCAGCUGCUGCUCGAAUGUUUCGCUGAUGAUGACCAGCCCCGAGGCCGGGGCUCCCAGCAUGAGCACGAUAUCGAGAAGGUGGGACGGGUGGGCAAAGUGGGACAAGUGCUUCGCAUCAUGCGCCUCAUGCGCAUCUUCCGCAUUCUCAAGCUGGCCCGCCACUCCACGGGGCUGCGUGCCUUCGGCUUUACCUUGCGCCAGUGCUACCAGCAGGUGGGCUGCCUUUUGCUCUUCAUUGCCAUGGGCAUCUUCGCCUUCUCUGCCAUGGUCUACACAGUGGAGCAUGACGUCUCUAGUACCAACUUCACCAGCAUCCCCCAUGCUUGGUGGUGGGCUGCCGUCAGCAUCUCUACAGUGGGAUAUGGAGACAUGUGUCCAGAAACUCACCUCGGCCGCCUGUUCGCGUUCCUCUGCAUCGCGUUCGGUAUAAUCCUGAAUGGCAUGCCCAUCUCCAUACUUUACAACAAAUUCUCAGACUAUUACAGCAAGCUGAAGGCCUACGAGUACACUGCUCUCAAGAAAGAAAGGGGGAAGGUGGACUUCACACGGAGAGCCAUGAAGAAAAUAUCUGAAUGCUGCGGAGAAAGUGCUGCCCGCCCUUUGCCACAACACUGAUAUGAGUAAUGCCUUGGAUAUUGGGUUGGAACAGGGAAGCUGAAGAAAAAGAGGGAAAAUUGAUCAGUCAAGCUAACUGGAGAUAAACUGAAAAGGAUAACAGUAACAAAAAUUAGAUGGUGAAAUCUGUUUUGAAGUGAAUUACUUUUAAAAGAAAAGGCUCAGAUUAUAACAAAAGAUUUAUUUUUUCUUGGUUUUGUUAGUCUGAGAGCAGCACUCAAGUGCUCAUGAGCUAUCUGGAAGGAGAUUAUUCAGACAAAUCACCCAGAAAUUCUGAAUUAGAUCCACACAAAGAUGUGGCCCCUUAAAACCGAUCAGACCAAUGUCAAAGACCAAUGACCAAACCAAAGGGAAACAAAUUGCUGCCAUUAAGGGUCAGACCCUUUGCUGCUGCCAGGGCAGUCUUAAACAAAUAGUAUACUGACUGCAUUGCUGAAAUUGGUUUUGCAUCAUCUUUCAAAACUGGGAAAACAGCCUAGAAUUCCUUCCUGAAUAUUAGCAGCAUCUACACUCCAUGAGCUUUCAGCUUCCACUUGCACUGGUAGUUAUGCUUCAGUGUCCCAAUUGUACUUUUCGUCCCAGCAAGUGACUUCCAUUUUCACACCUAGGCAAGCAACAUGAUGGUUUUACUAUUUUCCCCACCUCCACCUCCAUAAUCAUCUUCCGUUAUGCCAAGAUCUAGUGGAAAAUCUGGAUUUUGAGUUGAUAAAUGUCUUCAGCCUUGAAAACAUUUCUAAACAAAUACUUUCUCUAGGGUUAAGUGAUAAUCUACAUUUAUUCUACUACAUUUAAUAUAUCUACUUAUUGAAAUGUUAGAAAAAUAACAGGCCUGUCACAGGAUGUAAACGUUAGAGAAAUGUUCUGAAAAAAUACUCAAACACGUAGUAGGUAAUAUAACACUUUUCAUGAAAAGGAUCUUAUUAGCUCUUGUCUGAAGCCAAUUUAAAAUAUAAUUUAAAGUCAAGAUACUUUGGUACAUACAGACACAUUUCUGACACCUUAACCCACCUCCAGUAGUACCUUAUUUCCUGAAAUUACUUAGCCUUCUUUCACAGCUUGGCUUUUGCAUGUUACCCCAAGAACUAUGCAAUAAAUAGUAAUAAGAAAAAAAAGAAAAAAAAAAAAAGGAAAAAAAAAAAAAAAGAUGGGACCAGCAUUUCUUCUAUUAGUUCACAGUAUAUCAGGAAUAUUCUUUUUACAUAACAGCAGUCCUAGGAUUUUAAAAAUAGGAAUCUGAGCAACAGAUCUGAAAGAACAGUUAUUUAAUUGAUAGAUCCAAAUAGUAUAAACCACAGGGUAACAAAAAGAAGCAAUGACAGCAGUCACAUGAUUGUUAUUCAUUAGCACUCUUUCUGUGAAACAGCCUGACAGCAGAGAUGCGCUUUAAAAUUCCUGAACUUCCACGUUGUGUCUGUAGUGUGCUGCUGAAUGUAAAUCAUCAUAGUCAAGUCUCAGAGUCAGGCUGAAGACAAUGGUGUGAAGCUCACUCCUGGGACAGCUGAGGGUGAAAAAGUUCAUUGAUUUUGCUACAUCCAUACAAAUUGUGUCAAGCAUGGGGACAUUUUUCAUUUGCAUAGUGAGAAGGUAAUCAGUAACCAAGUUGCUCUUCUCAUUUUCUAUCUCCAGACAAACUUAUCAUAAGCCCAGCUGUCAUUUUGUUCUUUAGGAAUGACAGUCAGCACAUUGUGUGCUGAUCAGCUCUGUUAAAAGCUAAACAGUGUCUUUAAGGCACAGCUGACCCCUGAGAGUUGACUGUGAUAGAUGUGUGCUGUCCUGGACUGCACACAAUGCAGCAGGCACAAUCCCAGCACUCACUGACAAGAAUAGCUGCUUUAGUUUGGCUCUGGGGUGGUAUGAAUUUGUAUGGCCCUUCUGCACCAGUGGCUUCCUGAAGUCACAGGAAGCCGCUCUUUUAGACCCCUGUUGCAGUUGAAUGGGGCAACAGGUUAAAAGCACGCAGGAACACAACCGUGCUUCAUUUUCAAUGUGCAGCUUGAGACAAUAGGUUACAUCUAUUGGAUGAGAUUCAUUAAAGGACUUAAACUUUGAUGACCACCCAGCAUUCCAAGACAAGGAACCCCUUAAUUUAAUUUCUCAGUCUGAAGGAGCUGGCAGGACUUAAGAGGUAGUUCCCACACCUUGCAGCCACAUGAAGGCAGGACUCACAAUACUCUAUAAUGGUUAGAGGCCAAAAACCUUUCAGACAUGGAGGAGACCCAUUUAUAUUCCUUCAGGAGAAGACAAUAGUGCUAAAUCCCACCUGAGUACUCUGAACCAAGGCAUCACACACUAGGCAGCUCAGCUUGCCUAGAACCUGCUGCAUGCUCUUCUUCUUCAAUAUGCUUUCCUCACUCCUCCCUCCAACACCCAACCCCACUGUUUUGCUGAUGGCAGCUUUGGUGCCUUUGUGAUUCCUUUAUGAUUCCUUUAUGAGUUGGUUUAACAUACAAAUGGGACAAUCUGGGGGAGCAGGAUUAGAUUCUUCAUUGGUCUGUGCCCUAACUUGAUUUGGAGAGCUCUGACUAAUGCUGAUGCAAGAUACAUGGUAGAAGUGUGCAGUUCGGAGGACAGAUCUCCGGCAGCUGCCACAUGAAAUGUGAAGCAAAAAAAAUGACUCAAAGUUGUUGUUUUUCUCUUUCGUAAUAAUCAGAUCAUUUGCCUUGCCUCUUGCAGCAGGAGAACAGGCUCUUAGUGAAGUAAGGCAUUUUCCAGCAAACUGUAAAUUAGAGUUCUGUGUUUUCUUUAAUUAAAAAUUCAUAGUUUGCUUUACUGUAUUACCCCACACAGCUUUCUGCCUUGUAGCUUACCUCAUUUUAUUGCAGGGGUGUUGAGUUUAAGUCUGUGAAUUCGGUAGUAUAGAUUAUGCCUAAUACUGAGGCACCACAAUGCCAAUCAGAUGUUGCCCUGAAUGCCCAAGCUCUAUCACUACUAGCAUUUUCUGUAAGUGGUUUCUAGCAAGGUCCUCCCACCUGCCCAACUCCUGAGACACCCUAUCUGAUGCUCCUACUAUACAAACUGGCUAGAGGAGCUCCACCAGCUCAGAGGAAGGAAGGAGUUCAUAGUCCCACAGAGCAAACUCCUCACUACCUGCAGUGGGCUGUGCAUAUCUUUAUCAGCUGGUUUUGAAAUGUAAUGCUGCAUUUUUGCCAUUUUGUUGUGUUGACACAAUGAUUCCUUUUGAGAAGGACGCAGUUAAUUUACUGUCACAGCCACUACAACUUUCAGUGGCAUCGCAAGUACCCCUAGAUUACUGUGAAAUGAAACAGCCAAGUGCUACAUGAUGGCAUUCAAAAGUAAUGCAGGACGGCCUUGAUUAUCUUGAUUACUUGAAUGCCAUAGGGCUUUGACAAUCAAAAGAUUUCAAAAUAACCACUUCAAGGGAAAAUAUGCUUAGAUUCAACAAAGAUGGGUAAUACCAUCAAAGCUAAAGUAGAUAGGGCUUAUUUUAUGAGAUGUUAAUUUAGUAUUACUAAGAUUUUGGUGGAACAGAGUGGGGGAUUCUCAAAACACUGAGAAAUUAGAAAACUCAAGGAAUGUGACCAUGCUCAAAUCUUCCAUUUUAACUAAUUGCAGAUAUUAAUGAGCCCCAGAGGGAGAAGGAAAAUAUGUUCUAUUAUGCUUUGCUACAGACAUAGCAAACAUGUUGUCCUUGGUAGACAAAGAAACAAUUUGUUUAUCUGGAUGUCCUGGCUUCAUUUUUAGACAACUAAGUAUUCCUUCUUCUAUUUCUUAUAGGCCUGUGAAUUACUGAAAUUAAAAAUAAUAAUAUUAAUAAUUAAAAAAAAAAAAAAGAUAGUAGCGUGCAGGGAUGGUGGAGUCUGGAGUCUGUCCCUACAUGAGACGGUGAAAAGAAUUCCAAUCAGAAUAGCUUUUGCACAAAUCCUUGUCUUAGAAGAACAUCACUUUCUCAGUGCAAUUCAGCAGCUGUUUGCUUUUCUCAUUCAGAAAGAUAGCACUUAAAGGGGUAGCUAGAGUACAGCCAUAGAUUAAUAUGCAUCUGGUGCUAUUCCCAGGCUUCUAAGGCAAACACUAAUAUUCAGUCUUUAAGUAUGUAUAAUUUUAAGAUUAUAAACUAGGUAAACUUUAAAAUUUUUGGAGAAAAAUAAUGACUAUCAAUAAACCUAGGAGGGAAAAAAAUGUCUACUUGCUUUAAAAGUAGCUUUAACUGUUUAGAUUGUUCUGUUUUUGUUAUGUAAAAAUAUUUGAUUCGUGCUUAUCUGCUAUUUACAAAACCUUUAUUAACUUCUUUAUUCAGAAGUAGAAAAAAUACAUGGCAUUUGACUGUAAUCUAGUUCUUUAUCUUGCAUUGAAAAAGAGAAAGGUCAGAGGCACUAGCUUUUUAUGUACUUAGGUAAUUAUUGGAAAUAUGCUGAGAAAAAUUAAAGCAUUCCCCAGGUAGUUCCUGAGACAGAGAUUAUCAGAGUUCUCAAAAUAAAAUUGCUCAGAACUUACUUCUACUCUGUGAAAUGUCUCUAUGUGGUCAUUCUGACUUCUGAACCAGAUUUGCUCCAUUUAGAAGCAAAAGCAUUUCCCCUUCUAACAAUAACCAGAUGAACUAGUAUCGAACCUGAAAGUGAGUCUUUCGCUACCACUAAUAACAGUUAUUCAGGCCAACAAAUACCCACACAACCCUCUUUUCUUCAGCUGUUCUGGCAGAAGAAACUGCUUGAAACACUUCCCCUAGCACCUGGGAAAAGGAACAGAGACCCUGGUCUGGCUGCCGAGACAGCGUGGCUACACAUGGUUAAAUUCAACCAGCACUGUCACAGAGAAUAACUGUGCAGAGGAGUUUCUCCAUCCCCACGCCAGAACAGCCUUGCUCAGUAGGAAAGUUAGACUUUUCAUUUUUUUCUCACCAAAGGCUGCAUAUUAAGGCAAAGGCACAGACUGAAGACAAAUGCAACAGGCCACCCACAAAAGGAAGGUCAGGCUUUGAAGUGAACUCUUCGUGAUCAAACCCUGGCAUAAGCUGGAACCAGACUGACAUCAAAGGGACUCCACGCUCCUCAGGCAGUUCAAGCCAACUCUUGAGGGUCAGAUUGGCCUGACAUCCAAA